GGUUUCCCUUCACCUUAUAAUCCCUUCAAUUUCCCGUUGUUUCCAUUGCUAAAUCAACACUUUCCAACGAUGGUGAUAACUAAGCAAAACAUAGACCUCAUCUUCACUCUCUCAUUUCUCUUCUUUUUCCAUCUCCAUUGCUCAAUAACUUCAGCUCAAGCUCCGGGUCCGGCACCGGCACCGGCACCUAUGCCACCCGGUCCGCCGGACGUCACCAAAAUCCUCGGAAAAGCCAGCCAAUUCAACAUCUUCAUUCGUCUUCUAAAAUCCACCCGAGUCUCCAAUCGUCUCCUCGGUGAGCUCAACAAUACGGACGAUGGGAAGACGAUUUUCGCACCGACAGAUAAAGCUUUUUCGAGCCUGAAAUCCGGUGAGCUGCAUUCACUCAACGAUGAACAAAGGGUUGCACUGGUGCUAUAUCAUGUCGUCCCAACUUACGUCCCAUUAUCCCAAUUCGUAAUCAUUAGUAACCCUAUGAGAACUGAAGCUGGAGAGAGUGGCGACGGUGAGUUCCCUCUCAAUGUCACCACUGCAGGGAAAACGGUAACUCUAAUGACGGGGCUGACGAAAUCCAAUGUUGCCGGCACCAUUUCCGCCGAUGGUCAGCUUGCUAUUUAUCGAGUGGAUCAAGUGCUACAACCUUUGAAAAUCUUCGCUCGUAACUCUUCAGCUCCUGCACCUGCACCUACACCGGGAAAGUCUUUGAUGGGAGGUGAUGUUGGUGAGAAGUCUGAAGCUUUGAGCAUUGGCAUGCAUAAUUUAGCUUUGCUUGUACUCUGUGUUACGACUUUCUUGCUUUCUUCGUGA
Messenger RNA from Hibiscus syriacus, 807 nucleotides. RefSeq names its product fasciclin-like arabinogalactan protein 12. The coding region runs from base 70 to 807 and encodes 245 amino acids. The record is from RefSeq and is a predicted model, not a curated record. Lineage: Eukaryota; Viridiplantae; Streptophyta; Magnoliopsida; Malvales; Malvaceae. The transcript has a single exon.